AUGUCUUCCUCAACAAUUGCUGACACUUCCAAUCUUCAUCAACGUAAUGUUGAACGUGAUAUAAAUACAAAUGCUACUCGAUUAUCAAAUAGUGAAAAUAAGAAAGCCGCUGCUGCUGCUACUACUAUAGGUGCACCAACGACUGAUGAUGAUAUGGAACCAUUACCAUCUCAACCAAGUGGUGCACAUAUGUUAAAUGAACCAGGUUCACUUCAAAAUUAUAUGCAAUAUUUAGAAGGCUCAUUAGUUCGUUUUGAUCCACGUUGGCGUAACUGGAUAAUACGUGGCAUAUUUUCAUUUAUUAUGAUUGCUUUAUUUGGUAAAUUAGUAGCUAUGGGACCACUUGUUGUUUCCGUAGUUAUUCUUCUUAUUCAAGUAAAAUGUUUUCAAGAAAUAAUCAAUAUCGGUUAUGUUGUUUAUAAAUCCCAUAAUUUACCAUGGUUUCGUACAUUAUCAUGGUAUUUUUUAUUUACAUCAGAUUAUUGGCUUUAUGGAGAAAGUUUAAUUCAUCAUUUCGGUUCUUUAAUGAAUAAAAAUAAUUUUCUUCAACCUCUCGUUACAUACCAUCGUAUGAUUGCAUUUCUUUUAUAUAUAAGUGGUUUUGUUGGAUUUAUAUUCAGUUUAAAAAAAACUUAUUAUUUAAAACAAUUUACACUGUUUGGAUACACACACAUUACUUUAAUGAUUCUUGUUACAUCAAGUCAUCAAAUGAUACAGAAUAUUUGUGAAGGUAUGAUAUGGUUUCUUUUUCCUGUAUCAUUGAUAAUCUGUAAUGAUAUAAUGGCAUAUGUAUUUGGCUUUUUCUAUGGACGAACACCAUUAACAAAAUUAUCUCCAAAAAAAACUUGGGAAGGUUUUAUUGGUGGUGGUAUAUCAACAUUAAUUGUUGGUUUUGUAUUAGCUGGUAUAUUUAGUCAUUAUCAAUUUUUUGUAUGUCCAUUAGAAUAUGAUGAAGAACUCGAGGGUAUAUCAACAUCAUGUAUACCAUUACCAUUAUUUCAAAAAACAACAUAUUUAAUGCCAAGACCAUUUUCAUUUCUUAAACGUACACUUGAAUUAUAUCCAUUUCAAUUACAUUCAUUAAUACUUUCAUUAUUUGCUUCAAGUAUUGGACCAUUUGGUGGAUUUUUUGCUAGUGGAUUUAAACGAGCUUUUCGUAUAAAAGAUUUUGCGGCUACAAUACCAGGACAUGGAGGAUUUGUUGAUCGAUUUGAUUGUCAAAUAAUUAUGGCUUUAUUUACCAAUGUUUACAUAUCAACAUUUGCACGUGUUGCAUCACCAAAUAAAUUAUUACAACAAGUCUUAGCAUUAACACCUGAAAAUCGUGAUGAAUUCAUACGUUUACUUCGUAAUUAUAUAAAAGAAUAA
Adineta steineri is the source of this 1368-nucleotide messenger RNA. Lineage: Eukaryota; Metazoa; Rotifera; Eurotatoria; Adinetida; Adinetidae. The record is from the annotation of a GenBank genome assembly.